Molecule: messenger RNA, 917 nt
Organism: Fimicolochytrium jonesii
Lineage: Eukaryota; Fungi; Chytridiomycota; Chytridiomycetes; Spizellomycetales; Powellomycetaceae
Product: camp-regulated phosphoprotein/endosulfine conserved region-domain-containing protein
Exons: 3
Coding region: 226-561 (111 amino acids)
Source: RefSeq, a predicted model, not a curated record
GCGACGGCGCGCAUCUCUCAGCUCUUCUUCCCCCUUCGCACCAGUAACCACGGCUGCACACAAACUAACUACCCCACCGCACAUCUACAAUUACACUACAUACACUCUAGCUCUGCCGCUCGGCCGCUCUGAAGCAAACCUGCCCACACCCACCCGUCUCUCGCCCCGCACAGCCGGAAUCACAAAGAUCCUACCGUACUCCAACCACAAACACGCACAAAUACAAUGCCCCCGAAGCAGGAAGUCGACGUGUCGAAACUCGGCCCAGAGGAAAAGGCCUUUUACGAAAAGUAUGGACGUCUGCCACCCGCAAAGAAGGCCAUCCUCGGUCAACGGAUGAAGGGCGGCGACCGAAAAUACUUUGAUUCCGGCGACUACGCCAUGUCAAAAGCGGGCAAAUCGUCCUCGAACGAAGUCGGGUCCGAGCACCCUUCGCCCGAACGCAUCCCGCACUCUGUGCCCUCCAACAUGAAGAAGGACGCAAAUCCACCGGUCGAGUCGAGCUUGAUCCAUGAGGCUAAUUUGGAGACUAAGCCGGCUGGUGCGGCUGCUAGUACGUGAGGGAUGGAGGGAUGUUGGGUGGUUCUGGGGCGAUGGGUGGCGGGAGAUGGAUGAGGGCAGGGCUGCAUCGCAGAAAAGAGAGGGAGGAAACUGGAGUGGUAUUGCGAGUGGAAGAAUGGAAUAUGGAUAGGGAGAACAAAAACGUUAGGCGAAGACCAAGAUUCUUUGCAGAUGAGAUGCGCCCCCAUGAACAUCCCACACACAGUUCCCUUUCCCAUUGCAUGGGAUUACAAAUCCCACCGGUCACUCGCCCUUGUUUCGUUUUGUGAGCUUGUGGGUUCCCUCGUUCCUUUUUUCGAGUGAUUUCUUGUUAAUUCUUAUACCAUUUUCAUUUGAACGUGCUGCUGAUGUAUGGG